Messenger RNA from Mycosarcoma maydis (corn smut), 219 nucleotides. RefSeq lists its product as uncharacterized. Bases 1 to 219 code for a protein of 72 amino acids. Lineage: Eukaryota; Fungi; Basidiomycota; Ustilaginomycetes; Ustilaginales. The record is from RefSeq and is a predicted model, not a curated record. The transcript has 2 exons. Gene Ontology annotation, cellular component: cytoplasm.
AUGUUUGGACGCAUUUUCCAUCUGCUCAUAGAUGCCAUGCUGGUGAGCGUGGCGCUGUCCGGUAUCAAGCGAAGCACAGGUCUCACGCCAGCAGUGUCGCGGAUGCCUAACAAGGAUCUUCGAAACCUGCUGCGCAUCUACCUGGAAGCAGGAGAAUGGAUCAUGGACUUUUCUGUGGUCAUCCUCGGUCGAUCGAGCUCGUUUGAACGACUUCGCUAG